UCUUGAUUUCUUUAUCCAUAUAAGUCUAGGGUAGAACUUCCAUGUGAUAAUAUUCUCGUCCCAGUUUUGAACCUCGGACAGUUUUGGCAAAAAUGACUGAUGCUAUUGUAUCUUUUGCAGUGAAGCAACUUGGGGACUUUCUUACCCAAGAAAUAGUUGAUCGAAAAAAUUUGAGGGCGAGAGUCGAGUGGCUAAGAAAUGAAUUGGGCUAUAUGCAAUCUUUCAUCCAAGAUGCUGAAGAAAAGCAGAGUGAUGAUCACAGGAUGCAACAGUGGAUUUCUGAAAUCACAGAUAUUGCUCAUAACACAGUGGCCAUCUUAAACGAUUGCAACUUGAAGGUAGGAGCUGGAAAAUCUGGAUUCUUCAACAGCCUGCAAACUUAUGCCUGCUUGUGCAGCAGAGAGGCUAAUCUCCACAAUAUCAGCCAGCAGCUUGAGUCUCUCAAGCAAAGGGUGCUCGACAUUUCUCGCAAGCGUGAAACAUAUGGCAUCAGAAAUCUUAGUAAUUCAGCAGGUGAAGGGGCUAACCGUGGUCCAAACAGUAGAUCAAUCAUCAAAACACUAAGGAGAGCAACUUCCUAUGUAGAUCAAGAUCGACUCUUUGUGGGCUUUGAAGAUGUCACUCGGACGUUGUUGGCUGAACUUUUCAAAAUGGAGGACAGACGUAGUGUCAUUUCUAUUUAUGGCAUGGGUGGCCUUGGCAAGACAACCGUCGCUAGAGAGCUUUACAACUCCUCCAGGGUCAUGGAAAAUUUUCGAUACCGUGCUUGGGUUUGUGUCUCUCAAGAGUAUAGCACCUCGGAUCUUCUUCGAACUCUGAUUAAGUCGUUCAGAAAGAGGUGCUUCGGAGAUGAACUGAAGAUUAUAGAGAAGAUGGACGAGGAAGAUUUGGAGCGCUACCUCCGUGAAAUCUUAAAAGACCACAAAUACCUUGCGGUGGUAGAUGAUGUUUGGCACAAAGAAGCUUGGGAAAGCUUAAAAAGAGCUUUCCCUGAUGAUAAAAAUGGCAGCAGAGUCAUCAUCACUACGCGCAAGAAAGAUGUUGCAACGAGAGUAGAUGACAGGAGUUUCGUUCAUGAGCUUCGGUUCUUGACACCAGAUGAAAGUUGGGACCUCUUUUGCAAGAAGAUAUCUCAUGGAGACGGCUACAACAAUUGGUGCUCUGCAGGAAUGCUGGAUUUGGGUGGGCAAAUGGUUCACAAGUGUGGUGGUCUACCGCUUGCAAUAGUAGUACUGGGUGGGUUGCUUUGCCAUAAGAAACGGCUGCAAGAGUGGCACGAGGUGAAAGAACAUAUUUGGCGACAUCUGAAGAAUGACUCCCUUGAAAUCUCAUUCCUGCUUUCUUUGAGCUACGAUGAUUUAUCGGGGCAAUUGAAGCACUGUUUCCUCUACUUGGGCAGUUUUCUUGAAGAUUCUUUGAUUGACGUAGAAAAGCUUAAAUGGCUUUGGAUGGCAGAGGGAUUCAUAACGCCAAGGGAAGCGAAAAUGGAGGAAGUGGCUGACCAUUACUUGAACGAGCUGGUUAACAGGAGCAUGAUUCAGAUAGCUGACAAAAUGUGGGAUAAAAUUGCCUAUUGCAGGAUUCAUGAUCUUCUUAGGGAUCUUGCGGUUCAAAAGGCAAUCGAGGUAAACUUCUUUGACAUUUAUGACCCACGCAAAUACUCUACUGCUAAUUCUUCAGGCCGACGCCAAGUUGUCCACACACAAAUUAGAAAUUACUUCUCACUUGUCAGUCCAUGUUCGAAAAUGCAGUCACUUGUGAUCUUCAAUCCAGAUGGUGAGGAACCCAAAGUAGAGCACUUUCGCUCUCUGUGUGUUAGUUUCACAAAUCUUCAUGUUUUAAAUCUAGAAAACUGUCAUUUUAACUUUGCCACUGAUGUCGGGCAACUACCAUAUGACAUAGGCUCUUUGAUUCACCUGAAGUUCUUAGGGAUAGUAGAUACCAACUUUCGUUCCCUCCCGAGCUCCCUGGGAAAAUUAAGAAGCCUAGAAACCCUUUGUGCAGCUACGACUGACCUUGCAUUUCCUCCUGAGAUAAGUGAAUUGACAAAUCUUAGACAUUUGGUUGCUCUUUGCAAGGGGCCGGUGAAUAUUAGCUCCUUAACAAAUCUGGAGACUCUUAAAUAUGUCAAGUAUCAGGAUUGGCUAAAAUUGAAGACAACCAACUUGGUCAAUCUUCGAGAAUUAGUGGUUCAAAAUAUUGAUGGUCGAGGUAGUUUGGAUUCAAUAGGGAAGUUAAGGAACCUGGCUACUCUCACCCUCACAUGCUCAGCAGUUUCCUGGGCUUUUCCUCCACUAGAACCUCUUUCUUCUUGUCAGCAUCUGCUCAGAUUGUGGUUAAGCGGACCGAUAAAAAAAGUGGGACGACUAGAGAAGUUGCCGCGGUCGAUCAUGAUCUUAACACUACAACAUUCAAUUCUUGAACAAGAUCCUAUGCCUGUGUUGGAGACUUUUCCAAACCUACAAAGCCUUGAGCUAAUUGCAGCCUAUAUUGGACAUUCAUUUUGCUGCACUGCUAAAGGGUUUCCAGAGCUUGAGCUUCUACGUUUUCGUAGCUUAUAUGGUUUGGAAUGGCACUUGGAAGAAGGAGCAAUGCCUAUGCUCAAAGGUGUUGGCAUAUACAAGUGUCCUGGGCUGAAAUGCCCUGAAAGAAUUAAUCGUGUCCGUAAGCUUAAAGAAACGGAGAAGAGGCUUUUGCCUUAUGAGCGCACGUGGUCACACCAUUAGCAUUAUCUUUUUGAAGAGACAUAGGACUGGCGAGUGAACCAAAUUCAUCUUCCUUGUUAUCAUAACAGGGAGACUUUCUGUACUCUUGAGCACUGGUGAAUCUAAUUUGAUUGUGGUACAUUAUUGCUUCCACUGUAAUUUCUCGGGUGUAAUUUUUU
Molecule: messenger RNA, 2884 nt
Organism: Coffea eugenioides
Lineage: Eukaryota; Viridiplantae; Streptophyta; Magnoliopsida; Gentianales; Rubiaceae
Product: disease resistance protein RPP13-like
Exons: 1
Coding region: 93-2726 (877 amino acids)
Biological process (GO): defense response to other organism
Molecular function (GO): ADP binding
Source: RefSeq, a predicted model, not a curated record